This is a messenger RNA of Helicoverpa armigera (cotton bollworm), 545 nucleotides long. It is a transcript of the gene RpII15, whose product is annotated as DNA-directed RNA polymerase II subunit RPB9. The transcript has a single exon. Gene Ontology annotation, molecular function: zinc ion binding; DNA-directed RNA polymerase activity; nucleic acid binding. Gene Ontology annotation, biological process: maintenance of transcriptional fidelity during transcription elongation by RNA polymerase II; DNA-templated transcription; transcription initiation at RNA polymerase II promoter. The record is from RefSeq and is a predicted model, not a curated record. The coding region runs from base 107 to 487 and encodes 126 amino acids. Gene Ontology annotation, cellular component: RNA polymerase II, core complex. Lineage: Eukaryota; Metazoa; Arthropoda; Insecta; Lepidoptera; Noctuidae.
UUGUUUAUGAAGCAAAGUCAGAUAAUCAGUUUUCUAGAAAAAAAUAAAGCUACAUAGCUGUGAAAACAUCAUCGCCGAGUUGACUUGUUGUUAAUAAAUCUGUACAAUGACAUUAAAUCUAGGAAGAAAGGAUGGCGGCCCAGGCUACGUCGGAAUACAAUUCUGUCAAGAGUGCAACAACAUGUUGUAUCCGCGCGAAGACAAAAACAACAAAGUUCUGCUGUAUGCCUGCAGGAAUUGUGAUUACAAGCAACUGGCUGACUCAAACUGCGUGUAUGUGAACAAAAUUAUGCACGAAGUCGACGAAUUAACUCAUAUUAACCCGGAUGUUGUUAGUGAUCCUACUCUACCUAGGACGAAGGAUCACAUGUGCCCUAAUUGCAACCACAGGGAGGCGGUGUUCUUCCAGGGCCAGACCAGACGCGCUGAAGAGGAAAUGAGACUGUACUACGUGUGCACCAGUUGUAAGCACAGGUGGACUGAGUGAACAUUCUAUAUUGUAAGACUAAUUUUAUUUUUACUGUAAUAAAUCUAUACAAACACAA